Molecule: messenger RNA, 423 nt
Organism: Lodderomyces beijingensis
Lineage: Eukaryota; Fungi; Ascomycota; Pichiomycetes; Serinales; Debaryomycetaceae
Source: the annotation of a GenBank genome assembly
AUGCCACUGGUAAAGACAACACUACGCUCUGAGGUUGAGGCCAGGUCCUUCAUCAGGGAUUACAUGAAGGCACAGUAUAGGCCCUACUCAACGACGGAUAUUCAGCUAAAUUUGCACAAUCAAAUCACCAAAUCCAAAUUAGCAGCAAUCCUAGAUUCGUUGCUUGAGGAGGGAGAAUUGAUUGUCAAAACCGUCGGAAAGACAAGCUACUACUGCUAUAAGGAGCUAUUCCAGGCUCAAGAGGAACCGUGCGACGAGGACAAGCGGGAGAUUGAGGACCACUUGGCUCGUGUUCACAGCGAGAUUGAGUCUCUUACAACUGGUACGUCUGUGUGUCACGAACUCUUGCUUUACUUGUUUCUUCCCUCUCCCCUCUUCUAUCUUAUACUAACAUCAUAUUUGUUUGAGAGUUGGCACAGCUAA